Molecule: messenger RNA, 2241 nt
Organism: Schistosoma intercalatum
Lineage: Eukaryota; Metazoa; Platyhelminthes; Trematoda; Strigeidida; Schistosomatidae
Source: the annotation of a GenBank genome assembly
AUGAGUGGAUCAAGAGCCAAACAUAAUUUUGCCAAAGAAUGUGAAGAUGCCAUCAAUAAACAAAUCAAUGUGGAACUACAGGCUGCUUAUGAUUAUAUGGCAUUCUUCACUUAUUUCGAUCGAGAUGAUGUGUCAUUUCCGAAAGCAGCUGAAUUCUUUCGAAAAGCUUCACAUGAAGAACGUGAACAUGCAGAGAAACUGGCCAAAUAUCAGAAUAAACGUGGUGGUCGUGUUCAAUACAAUGAUAUCAAGUGUCCAACUAAGACAGAAUUCAGUGGUUUGGAGGAUGCGAUGAACACUGCAUUGUCGAUGGAGAAGGCAGUGAAUGAGUCAUUAUUGAAACUUCAUGAAAUCGCUGUGAAGAACAAUGAUCCAGCACUGACCGAUUUCAUUGAGAGUCAGUAUUUGCAUGAACAAGAAGAUGCAAUCAAACAAUUUGCUGACUAUGUGACAGAGACAGAUCGAGUUGGAAGUGGACUUGAUACAUCAUUACCUUCUAAUCCGAUUAAAAUGUUUCCAGAUAACAUUGUAAAUUUAAAUUUUCCAUCAUUUUUACCUUAUUCAUCAACAUUGGCAUUAUUUAAUGAACUUAAAACAAAACUUAAACAAAACUCUCAUAUUAUACAAAACAAUAAUUUACAAUCAACUGAGAUCAAUCGUUCAUCAUCUCAAGAAGUUUAUAAAGAUAAUAUAUCCUUAUGUUCAAACUCUAUGAUCAAUAAUUCGAGUAAUUGUCAUAUUGAUUUUGAUGAUACCCAAACAAUAAAUCCAAAUAAUGAUCAUCAUUAUGAGCAUAAUAAUAAUGAAAGUAAAGAUCCUAAUGAUAACAUUGAAGAGUUUUCAUUGAAACUUGAAAAUUUUGGCAAUAUUUUUAAAAAUUCAUUUAUUCCUCCAUAUUAUUCUAUACAGAAAAAUAAUCAUUUAACAUAUCAACAUAAUUCUCUAUUACUUAAAAAUAAUCAAUAUCCAUUACAUAUUAAUAAUAAUAAGCAAUCAAAUCAUUAUCAUUCUAGAUCAAUGUUAGAUAAUUCAUCAAUAAAAUUAGAAACAGGGAACAUUAAUGAUAGCAUAGUAACUAAAAAGAAUAAUACAAAUACACAAAUCUUAUAUCAUAAUAAUGAUAUAUCUAAUGAAAGAAUAAUAAAUGAUCAUGAGAAUACAAUCAAACUAAAAAUGAAAUCAUCCAUAUCAACAACUAUGAUCGAAGAUAAAAUAACUAAUAAAGAAUUAAUCAAUAAAUCUAUAAAUCAAUUAUGUUUAUCAAAUCAAAACAAUCAUAAAUUCAUUGAAUUCAAUAAGACAAUGAAUAAUAGUCAUAAUGAUGAUAUCAAUGAACAAUUAAAACGUUAUCGUACUAGUUAUACACAAAAGCAAAUUGAAUUAUUAGAAAAAACUUAUCAAUUAGAUCGUUAUAUUAAUCGGCCACAAAGAGCUAAAUUAUCAGUUGAAUUAGAUUUACCAGAGAGUAAAAUUAAAGUUUGGUUUCAAAACCGGCGAAUGAAAGAGAAACGUCAAGCUCUAAUGCUACCAACUGUUGCAGGUAAAGAUCCUUAUUUAAGAGAAACACUUUUAAAAGUUACACAAUUAUAUUGUGCAACACGAUAUGGAAAUGAAUCUCCCAAUAUAGAUAUAACCAAAUUUCAAUCAAAAGUUUCACAAAAUAGAAAUGUUUCUAAUGAACUACGUAAACGAAUAAGAACAUCAUUGAAUCCAACCACAAUAACAUCUGUAUUAUCUAAUAAAAACAAUCACAAUAAUUGUAAAUCAAACAAACCAUGGGAAAAAGAAUCUAAUCUAAUAACUAACAAACAUAAUAUAAUUCAUAAAGAGAACGAGGUUAAUCAGUCAAAUAUAUACCUUAGUAAAUCUAUGCUUAAUAUUACAAAUGAGCAAGUUAUAUCAAAAAAGCCUAAAAAUGAGAUUGUUACUUUAGAUAGUUCUUAUGAAACCACUAAUUCGAAAUAUCAGAAUCAUACACAGUUUUCUACUGAUAGUAUUACUGAUAAGAAUUGUGAUAUGAAUAAAUGGACAAUGAUUUCUCAUCCUUCAAAUCUUUCAACUUCAUCAGUUAGUAGUGAUGAAAAUCAUUCAUUAAUUGAAGAUCAAUUAAUUCAAACUAAACAAAAUAAAUCUAAUCUAUUUUCAACAUUUCCAUUCAUUCAUAAUACAUCUUCGGCUAUGUUAGAUGAUCAUAAUGAAUCAGUUAUCUCAUCUACAAUAUCACAAAUGAAUUCAUUCUAA